Messenger RNA from Phacochoerus africanus (Common warthog), 2497 nucleotides. RefSeq names its product G protein subunit alpha 14 (gene GNA14). Gene Ontology annotation, biological process: adenylate cyclase-modulating G protein-coupled receptor signaling pathway; action potential; phospholipase C-activating dopamine receptor signaling pathway. Gene Ontology annotation, molecular function: guanyl nucleotide binding; G protein-coupled receptor binding; GTPase activity. The transcript has 7 exons. The record is from RefSeq and is a predicted model, not a curated record. Bases 599 to 1666 code for a protein of 355 amino acids. Gene Ontology annotation, cellular component: heterotrimeric G-protein complex. Lineage: Eukaryota; Metazoa; Chordata; Mammalia; Artiodactyla; Suidae.
AGGGCCAGCUCGGGCCGACGCCAGGGCUGCGGGUUCGAGACGCUCCGCCUCCUUCUGCCAAUUAGAGCUACAAGCGCCAGCAGGAACCUUUCCACUUGGUCUUACGCUGCGGUCACUGCUGAGGUUUUCAGAACUUUGCAGGAAAGGGACAGCCAGGACCUUUGCCUCCAACCCACGCCGUGCCUGCCGGCUGCCUGGGACACCCCGAGGCCUGGGAGAUCUCUCUCUCACCGCGGCACCGACGCCCCAACUUCUCACGAACGCUCUGAGCUCCCAGACUACGCAUCGAGCUCCACUGCCAAGGGGCGCGCUAGUCAUCCGGGGGCCGAUAACGCUGUCCCUCGCUUUGCCCUCCUCCUCCCCUGAGCGAGUGUGGGCACUUGAGCGUUCUCAGCGUUUCCGGAUUCGUUCCCCGCCCCGCAGCCGACCCUUUACGAGGGAUUGAGCCCAGGGGUACUGAUCUUUUACUCUGAUAUUCGACUCGACCCCCGUUUUUUUUCUCUCCGAACCCGGGUGCCGUCCGGGAUCCGCGGGGCAAGCAGCCAGCGGAGCAAAGGGGCGCUCAAGACCGCGUCGCCCGUCGGGCGCAGGGCGCACCAUGGCCGGCUGCUGCUGCCUGUCCGCGGAGGAGAAGGAGUCCCAGCGCAUCAGCGCCGAGAUCGAGCGGCAGCUUCGCCGGGACAAGAAGGACGCGCGCCGCGAGCUAAAGCUGCUGUUGUUGGGAACCGGUGAAAGUGGCAAAAGCACCUUUAUCAAGCAAAUGAGAAUUAUCCAUGGGUCUGGUUACAGUGACGAAGACAGAAAGGGGUUCACGAAGCUGGUUUAUCAAAACAUAUUCACUGCCAUGCAAGCCAUGAUCAGAGCCAUGGACACCCUGAGGAUACAGUACGUGUGUGAGCAGAAUAAGGAGAAUGCCCAGCUAAUCAGAGAAGUGGAAGUAGACAAGGUCUCCGCACUCUCCAGGGACCAGGUGGAGGCCAUCAAGCAGCUCUGGCAGGACCCGGGAAUCCAGGAGUGUUAUGACAGGAGGAGGGAAUACCAGCUGUCAGACUCUGCUAAGUAUUACCUGACUGACAUUGACCGGAUCGCCAUGCCAUCGUUUGUGCCAACACAGCAAGAUGUUCUUCGUGUCCGUGUGCCCACAACUGGCAUCAUUGAAUAUCCAUUUGACUUGGAAAACAUAAUCUUUCGGAUGGUGGAUGUUGGUGGCCAGCGAUCUGAAAGACGGAAAUGGAUUCAUUGCUUUGAGAGUGUCACUUCCAUAAUUUUUUUGGUUGCUCUGAGUGAAUAUGACCAGGUCCUGGCUGAGUGUGAUAAUGAGAACCGCAUGGAAGAGAGCAAAGCCUUAUUUAAAACCAUCAUCACAUACCCCUGGUUUCUGAACUCAUCGGUGAUUUUGUUCUUAAAUAAGAAGGAUCUUUUGGAAGAGAAAAUCAUGUACUCCCAUCUAAUUAGCUAUUUUCCAGAGUACACUGGACCAAAGCAAGAUGUCAAAGCUGCCAGAGAUUUUAUCCUGAAGCUUUAUCAAGAUCAGAAUCCUGACAAAGAGAAAGUCAUCUAUUCCCACUUCACAUGUGCUACAGACACAGAGAAUAUCCGCUUCGUGUUUGCUGCUGUGAAAGACACAAUUCUACAACUAAACCUGAGGGAAUUCAACCUGGUUUAGAAGCUGCUGCUCACUCCUCAGCCAUGCCAGAAGACCCAGUUUGCAAGCUCCCGAUAUUUUAUCUGAAAGUACUUCUGACAUCACCUGGCUCAGCUCACUGGGCUGUACCAAGUCCAUCAUGAUGCCACAGGGACAGGGACAGGGAUGGGUGAUGAAGCUUGUGAGAUAUGUGGAUUUAGCAAAACUUUUUUCUAAGUCUUUAUUCUCAAAUUGUUUUUGUAUUUCUUUUUUUGACUUGAGGCUGUAAGAUUUUGUCUAAUUUUUGAAUUUGAUUAUUUUACACAAUUUCAAAAAGCCACUGUGAUUUAGUUUUUUUUUUUUUAAUUAGUGUGUAAUAAUAGCCAUUUGAAAAAUCACAUAACAGAGUAGCCUGUCAAUUUAUAGAUCAUGCUUUGAGACCUCUAGGGUUAGUUUGAGUGCCUUUUUUUUUUUUUUAAACUAAAUCUUAUAAUUGAGUACUGAAGUAUGCCUUUACUAUGCCACCAAAGAUUUUUUUAAGAUAGUUUGUGUUAAAUUUCUAAGUCAAAUUAAUAACUGUAUCAGUACCUCUAAUUUAGUUUUGCCACAAUUUGGUCACUAUAAAACCAAAGUUGAAUAAGAUAAAUGGGCUAUACACAGCAUAUAUCUUGUAUUGGUGAAAAAUGUGCCUGUAUUUAUAUACAUUCCACUGUAAAUGACCUAGUCUUCUAAACUUAUGAAAUGGCUAUAAGCCUGCACUGUUUAACAUAUGUAAUGUAACCCCUGCCAGAGCUCUGAUGGCCACCACAGAUUUGCUGUUUGAACCAUGUAUGCUGUGCCUUUCUGAGGCUAAGAAUAUACCAUUCUGCAUUA